AUGGACGACCCAUUCAGCCGCGCGCGCCAGGAAGGCUCGCCUCCCCCGACCCAGGACCCUCUCGCCCUUCUUCGAAGCCUGCCUGAGCCCCCUCUAGAAUGCCAAGUAUGCAUUGUCGGCGCAGGUCCCGCCGGCCUGAUGCUGGCCGCCAACCUGACCAGAUUUGGCAUCAACGUUGAGGUUGUCGAUGAUCGAGCAGACCAGACACCUGUGGGAAGAGCCGAUGGCUUGCAACCAAAGACGAUCGAGACCUUCCGACAGAUGCGAUUAUCAGACACUUUGCUACAACGUGGUGUCCGUGUCUUCGACAUCGCCUUCUGGCGCAGCACAGCGGACGAACCUCUUCACCGACUCGGCCGCGAAGUUCACUACCCGCCUAUUAUCGAUGUCCUCGAUCCCUACAUCCUUCUUGUUCACCAGGGCAUGGUUGAAGGUCUCUUCCUCGACGACAUGAAGAAGCGUGGCAAGGAGGUUCGCCGAAACAUGGCUUUCGAGUCGUACAAUGUCUCCGACAACGUAUUGGGACCCCUUCAGGUCAAUUGUCGCACCAAUGUCACCCAGGAUAAGCGAUCUGUCCUGACCCAAUUCCUGGUCGGCUGCGACGGCGCGCACUCCAAGGUUCGAAAGAGCAUCCCGGAUGUCAAGGCUGUUGGUAUGUCCCAGGCGGCCAUCUGGGGUGUCCUGGAUGGAGAGUUGAUUACGGAUUUCCCCGAUAUCUGGUCCAAGACCCUCGUCUACUCGCAGGAGCAUGGAUCAAUUCUCAUUGUUCCCCGAGAGAGGAACAUGACUCGAUUUUAUAUCGAGCUCAAGGCAGGCGCCAAGUUUGAUCGUCGCGACCUGGGCCAGGAAUUCAUCAUGAAGCGUGCCAAGCAGAUCAUGGCUCCCUUCCAGGUGGAGUGGAAGUACAUUGAAUGGUUUGGUCGCUACCAGGUCGGUCAGCGAGUCGCCAGCCGGUUCAGCGACGGCCACCUCAGGGCAUUCCUUGCUGGUGAUGCCAGUCACACGCACUCUCCCAAGUCGGCGCAGGGUAUGAACACCUCAAUGCACGACUCAUGGAACCUGUCUUGGAAGCUGAACUUGGCGGUUCGCGGCCUGGCCAAGCCGGUCCUGCUUGAGAGUUACGAGGAAGAGCGUCGCAAGAUCGCAUUGGAUCUGGUCAACUUUGACUAUGAGCACGCUAACCAGAUCGCCGGUGGAGACGCCAUUGCCCUUGCCGAGAACUUCAGGACCAACGUCCGAUUCAUCUCUGGUAUCGGUGCCGAGUAUGGUGAAAAUGUCAUCAACCGACCUGGAGUGGGCAACAACCAGUUUGUCAUGGGAGAUGUCAAGCCUGGUUGCCUUUUGCCCCCUGCCAAGGUGACUCGUUACAUCGAUUCCAACCCUGUCGAUAUCCAGCUCGACAUUCCCAUGUUGGGCCAGUUCCGCAUCUACCUCCUGAUGUGGGAUGUCCAGCAGUCGGGUCCUUUCCUCGAGACCUUCUGCCGAGCCAUUGCUGGUACCGACUCUUUCAUUAGCAGGCUAUCUGCUGCGGCCAGUGCCUCUUAUGCCAACCAACCACGAAAGUCUGCCCCCGAGGAUAUCUACUACCGGCCAGAGCGAUACACCGUCGUCAGCCACCUCUUCACCUUUGCCCUCAUCACCACCAUGCCCAAGACAGAAAUCGAGAUCUCGGACCUCCCCCCUCUCCUGCAGGACAGCCGAUGGACCUUCUAUCUCGAUGACAUUCCGGACCAGGACACCCGUGGCUCGCUGUGCACCAACAAGUGGCUCGGCAGCCUUGGACCUGGCGAGGUGGCCAUUGUCAACGUGCGCCCCGAUGGCUACGUUGGCUCUCUUGGCAGAUGGGACUCGGGUGUGGAUGACUCUGGUGUCGAAGCUGCUCGAUGGCUUGACGAGUACUAUGACGGAUUUAUGCAACUCCCGACGCAGUAA
This is a messenger RNA of Fusarium vanettenii 77-13-4, 1932 nucleotides long. RefSeq lists its product as uncharacterized. The record is from RefSeq and is a predicted model, not a curated record. Bases 1 to 1932 code for a protein of 643 amino acids. Lineage: Eukaryota; Fungi; Ascomycota; Sordariomycetes; Hypocreales; Nectriaceae. Gene Ontology annotation, molecular function: FAD binding. The transcript is spliced from 4 exons.